CGACGAGCGCGGAGUGCUGCAGACAUACCACUCGCAGGACCGAUCUCAGGAUUAUUUUUUGCCCCGCUACUGGCAGGCAUUACGGGACUAAGGACAUAUGAGUUUCCCGUGAUAGUCGGAUGGAGGUGGACAGGACGACAAGAAACACGUUGUGAGUUGGGAGGGAAAGGGGAGAGACUUCGCGGAGACGGGACCGCCAGGAGCGUGGAGCUCAGCGGAUUUUGUAUCUCUACAGAAGACCGAAAAAAAGAUCAUGCUGAUGCUGGAGUAUUAACAUGUUCUUUGGUUAAUUAAAAAUAGUGGGAGCGGGUCGCGAUGAAGUGAUUGGGAGUAGAAGCUCUGUAACUUCACCAUGAAAUACGUGUUCUUCAGCCGAUUCUUUAUACUGCUGCCUUGGGUCCUAAUAGUCAUCAUCAUGAUCGAUAUCGACAGCAAAAGAACGAUUUGGACUCCAAUGGCAAAUACGCGCGGUAAGGGGCAGCGGCCUGCCCUGCCGGUCAUCUACGCCAUAACUCCCACUUACACGCGCCCGGUGCAGAAAGCAGAGUUGACCCGACUGGCUCACGCUUUCCGCCAGGUGCCCCAGUUCCACUGGAUCGUGGUGGAGGACUCCACGAUACGAACGGAUCUGGUGAGCCGCUUCUUAGCUCGGUGCGGCGUGCCUUACACGCACUUGCACGUCUUCACCCCGCGCAGGUUCAAGCGCGCCGGGAUGCCUCGUGCCACCGAGCAGAGGAACGCGGCCCUGGCUUGGCUCAGGCAACACCGGACACGCCGGGACUCGGGGGUGGUUUUCUUUGCGGAUGAUGACAACACUUACAGCCUGGAGCUGUUUCAAGAGAUGCGGAACACUCGAGGUGUCUCUGUAUGGCCAGUCGGGUUCGUGGGCGGCAGAGCAUAUGAGCGCCCACUAGUGUCAGGGGGCAAAGUUGUGGGCUGGUACACUGGCUGGAGACCAGACCGUCCCUUUGCCACUGACAUGGCAGGUUUCGCCGUGAACCUUCAAGUGAUCCUGGCCAAUCCGAGGGCACAGUUCAAGAGACAGGGGUCCCAACCUGGAAUGCAAGAAUCCGACUUCCUCAAGCAGAUCACCAAGGUGACGGAGUUGGAGCCCAAGGCCAACAACUGCACUCAGGUGCUGGUUUGGCAUACGCGUACUGAGAAACCAAAACUCGGAAAUGAGUCAAAACAUCCUAAGGACACGGUGGUCAUCGAGGUGUGAGCUAUGAAAAGAAGGGUAUGUUAAACCACAAAAGGAUUCUGGAUUUUCUACGUUUCUCAGCUGAACCUUGAUUCUGGCAUAUUGCUCACUCUCCUCCAUGGAUAACAACAUUACAGUGAGGGAGUGCAUCAGUUAAAACAUCAACAACGGGACAUGGACGGCAAGCAACGGAAAGUCUGCAGGAUUGACCAAUACACCACCAAUCAUCCCAUAGAAGACAAUUAGAACUGUGCAUUUCUUUCACUCUAGGGGAAAAAUAAGGGAAAAGCACUCAUGGUAAAGUUUAAAUGUGAUUCCAAACCCUCUCGGUGGUGUGUAAUACUGUGAUGUCUAAACAAUCAAGACUAGUGGUUUGUUUAAAGGUACUUGCCAACAUUGUCUGACACUGCUACUGUAACAUUCUCAGAGUUAAUGAUCAUGGGAUAAAUAUUUUGGAAAAUGCAUGAAUUCUCUAUAAUUGUAUUUUAUAACGGGGUGUUUCUUCAUUUGUAUUGACAUAGAGAAAAGAUAAUCAUAUAUUGAUGAGUUGGUUAAACUAAUUUAUACCACCAAUGACAGCGACAGACGUCCAAUCCAAUGCAAAUGCCAGCCUUUCCAGUUAAAAUGGCAGCCAAUUACAGUAAAUACCAUCAUUUUAAACGUCAAAUGUAAUGCUUUUUAAAACAUUUUAAAGGGAACGAGGGACAGAAAGAUUUGUAAUUCUUAAAAGAUAAAUGUUAGUAUGAGUUAUAAUAAUUUGAUAUUCAAACCCCUUCUCAAUGUAUUUGUUUUUAUAAAAUUUGAAAAAUUUGUUUAACGAGUAGGUGGCCAUUGUAGUUGACGACGCAGUGCUCUUUGGGCGGUGACGUCACUGGACAUCGCUGCCCUACUCCCAAAGUGUCACUUGUUAGUUGCAUAAACAUGUCAUCGGUUCUGCCAUCAGUGUCGAUAUUUCACAAAACGAGCAGCAAAAGCGAUGACCGUAAACGAAGGUCUCCAGCAAGAUUCGAAUCCACAUUUCCCUUGCGACAGAGAAGCGUGUAGACCACAGGACUACCGUGUGAUGUUAGACUCAUGAUUUGCCUUAUGAGGCAAUCGCAACCCACAUGCAUUGUCUGUUUGUGUGGCAAAACCUGAAAGGGAAACACACCUGAAAAGAAAGUGUUGCUGGCUUGACCACGGAAUUAGAAAACGCGGCUCACUUCAGACACCAAGCAGACAACAACAUAGGGAUUGCGUAAAAAGGGUUAUUGAACACACACAAAAAAAAACACACGAUCGUGAAAGGACAGACACAAAUAGGGUCCGUAACAGCAGAUCGGUAUCAAUUUAAAAACAAACAAACAAAAAAAUGAUAGAAAACCGCGGUGAGAGGCAGACAAACGAAAAAAACAAGGCAAUGAUGCAACUAGCAGCGAAGGGAUAUACUGUACAAACUGUCUUAUAGCAGCAACUCAAUAUCUCUGCAAGCCGCCUAGGAUCGGUUGAAAUUGAUGAGCUGAAAUUGGAUGCAACUACGACAUUGGGAACUCAUCACACAGCUCUGUAACAAAACAAUCUGACCAGCAGCAGAAUGUGACAAAAUCAUGCCAGUCAUCAUACUAACUUGCACAGCUAUUCUCCCAGUCCAGCCCAAACGUGUCAUCACCCCCAGCGUGCGUAAAACAUGGCGCCUCCCUUAGGUCACAUGUGCAUGUACUAAAUGAAACAGAUUUUUAAAUCAAUGGCAAUAAUAUACUGUAUGUGUUUCUAAUAACAAAUUUUAGUAAAAGAAAACAAUUAUAGCUUAUUAGAGCCUACAAUUUUUUAAGUCCGAGGUUCCCUUUAAAAAUAUAAUUUAAGACCAAAAUACUGUAUGUCCCAGCAAUUUCUGAAGAAAAAAAUACAAUUUUAUUUCACUUAAAACACAGAGCUGCUGCCACAGACCGCUGGUGUUUUUUUUCUCCUCUCAUGUGCGAUUCGACGGCUUCGACCCCCAUUGUCCCAAACAAAAAAGUCUUUUUGCAAGGCUAUUAUUUUUACCAGGGGCCAACCAAGUCUUAAAUAAACCAUCCUCCAUUCAUUUUCGAUUAAAUUUACACUUCCACACCUCUGCAUAUUCCCGCUCACCUAUACUACCGUGAACAACCACGAAAUGGCGUCAUGGCAACAGAUUGCUGACGUAUGGUGAGGUUGAGGACAAUGUACGGUAAAACAUAUUAUUCCCAAACUGUCGUAUUUCGUGCACAAGCACUAAUAAAACAAAUACACACCAUUAGAAGUUUUACGGCGUACUAUAGGGAUUUCACUGGCAUUAAACACAUCGUCAGGAAAUUUAUUACCGACAGCAAUUUUCCACUAAAUGUAAGACAAUUUAAGACCCUGAUUAUCCAGAUGUUAAAUUUAAGACAUUUUCAGACUUUUUAAAGAACAGUGGGAACCCUGUAUAAAAGGUUAGAUAUUAGAACACAAACGAUGGCGAAAUACAUGGAGACAGAGGGUAUAACAGAAAUCUAUGGAAAUUUUUCCAAUUGGAUUGGAUGUCUAUCACUGUCAAAGGCACUGUGAGAGUUAAUGGCAUUUUGGAGCUUAUGUCAAAAUUGACGCAAAACCCGCAUAAACUCUUGCAACAAUAUUUUGCUUAAUGCAAAACAGGAAUGUAAGUGACGCAAAACCCGCAUAAACUCUUUGCAACAAUAUUUUGCUGAAUGCAAAACUGGUAUGUAAGUGAAGCUCAGUAAAUGGGAGUUUGUCCAUCAAGUAAAUGUUGUCAAAUGUCCAUUUCUAACAGAGAGAGAGACAUAUGUGUGUUUUAGUAAUAGAAAAAAGGAAGAGGAUGAUUUUCAGUAGGAAUUUAUUAAUUUGUGAAAUGGCUCAUGCAGUAAGGCUUGAGGUGCCCUUAUGAAAAGGUCAUGGAAUUUACAUGACCGCUUGACAAAGCUUACCUUUGAUGCUAACGCCCAUGUGAAUUAAAACGACAAGUUGAUUCAUCGUCUUGACUGCUGAUGUCUACCAAGAUUGUUAAAAUUACAUACAAGAUGUGAUUUUUUUAUUUUUUUUUUUAAUAUUACCGUUUGUGAAUGUAAAACAACUACCGGUCAAUUGAUUGUUUUGUUGCUAGCAUACUUGCGCAGUACCUAAUACACAGAAAUAAGAUUUUUCAUCACCAUCAAAGUCUCAAAGACAAUUUCUGCCUUUAGUAACUCAGUUUUAGUUUUUUCCAGAUUAUGUGAUGUCUUUAUUCAUAAUUAUGAAUAAAAAUUUAAUGUGUAACUUUUUAGUGAUGCCUUGUGUUUUUCCCCAUCAUAACUCAUUCAUUCACUGCCAGGCCAAAAUGUAUUGGACGUCUAUUGUCGU
This is a messenger RNA of Corythoichthys intestinalis (scribbled pipefish), 4537 nucleotides long. It is a transcript of the gene b3gat2, whose product is annotated as beta-1,3-glucuronyltransferase 2 (glucuronosyltransferase S). Gene Ontology annotation, molecular function: galactosylgalactosylxylosylprotein 3-beta-glucuronosyltransferase activity. Gene Ontology annotation, cellular component: Golgi membrane. The record is from RefSeq and is a predicted model, not a curated record. NCBI's taxonomy places the organism in Eukaryota, Metazoa, Chordata, Actinopteri, Syngnathiformes, Syngnathidae. The transcript has 4 exons. The coding region runs from base 353 to 1222 and encodes 289 amino acids. Gene Ontology annotation, biological process: carbohydrate metabolic process; chondroitin sulfate proteoglycan biosynthetic process.